CUUUCAUCUUCUUCUUGACUGAAAAAACAAGAGAAACAAUCUAAACAUAGAAAUACAAUACAAACAACAGAAAUAUUCAAAAUCCAACAAAUCCCCCCUUCUUCUUUCCUUUAUUUUCUCUCCACCCUCGAUCCUCCCUUCCAUUCAUUUCCCACAUUACGUAAUUCACCUUUCUCUUCUUCCAUCUUUCUCUUUUUCUAUCUUUGGUUCUUUAUUUCUUUCUCCAUUGUUCUUGAUUUAAUUCUUCUGGUUAAUCUUUUUCUUGUGAAGGGGGCGAGACGGGGUUCUGCUACAGCAGAAUGGCGCCGCGUCUCUUCGCCUGCUUUGGCAAGUGCAACUAUUCCUCCUCCUCCGGGAACCAAGUGCAUGGAAAGGGGAAAAGCAACGUGACGGUGGAUGCUUCAGCGGAGGAGCAGCGGCGUGCAGGUGCUAUUAUGGUGGAGCUAUUCUCUUCACAGGGGUGUGCGACGUCGCCGGAGGCUGAAUUAUUGGUGUCAAGGUUAGGGAGAGGAGACUUUGCCCUGGAAACGCCGGUGAUAGUGUUGGCAUUUCAUGUAGAUUAUUGGGACUAUAUGGGAUGGAAGGACCCUUUUGGCUCUAGCCAAUGGACUGUAAGGCAAAAGGCUUACGUUGAGGCAUUGAAGCUUGACACUAUGUUUACACCACAGGUAGUUAUCCAGGGUAGGACUCAGUUUGUGGCCAAUGAGGAGGAGGCUCUUUUGUCUUCCAUCAUGAGUGCACCCAAAUUUCCUUCCCCCUCAUUUCAGGCAACCUUCCAUAGGCCUACAUCAGAUUCCUUGCAAGUCAAUUUGUCAGGAGCUUUAAGAACUAAAGUUGACAGUAAUGGCGCAAAUAUAAUGGUGGCUUUGUAUGAGAGUGGAUUGGUGACUGACUGCCCAAAGGGAGAGAACAAAGGGCGUAUGUUGUCUAACGACUACGUUGUUCGAAAGCUCGAAAAGCUCUGCACGGUCAAGGACAUCUCUGCCAAGAAGACAGUUUCAGGAACUGUUAAUUUUUCCCUGUGGGAUGGCUUCAAUAGCAGCAAAUGUGGUAUUGCUGUCUUUGUUCAAGAUAAUUCCCAUCAAAUUUUUGGUUCUCAGAACUUUCAGUUGCCAGAUGAUAUAUGAGCAUUGAGAUUCAUUCAUUCAUUCCAUUCAGCAGCUAUAUGUAUUCUGGCUACAAUCUUAGGCCCCUAUGUACAGGACGUGUUGGAUAUCAAUUUCCUUUUUCCUUUCCCUUUUUUUUUUUUCUUUCUUGUUGGUUUUAUAUGGUAGGAGAUGGAGAGAGACAUUUAACACUUUCAUGAUAUGAAUUUCUUUCACAUUUGUGGAUUUUCAUUUUUCUUGAUAUAUAUAUAUAUAUGUGUCUUUAUUAUGGUUUCGGGGAGAUGAGAUGAGAUUGAACCCAGUUGGUUGCACCUGUAUUCUUUUAAGAUUUAAUCACUUUUGAUGCAGUUCAGAUCAUUUAUCUAGUA
Molecule: messenger RNA, 1474 nt
Organism: Hevea brasiliensis (rubber tree)
Lineage: Eukaryota; Viridiplantae; Streptophyta; Magnoliopsida; Malpighiales; Euphorbiaceae
Exons: 2
Coding region: 300-1127 (275 amino acids)
Source: RefSeq, a predicted model, not a curated record